Messenger RNA from Fraxinus pennsylvanica, 795 nucleotides. The record is from the annotation of a GenBank genome assembly. NCBI's taxonomy places the organism in Eukaryota, Viridiplantae, Streptophyta, Magnoliopsida, Lamiales, Oleaceae.
AUGGGGUCGUGGAAUUCGAUUCAUCUGAAGGUAUUAUACAAUGUUUUGGGAUGGACUGCAUUUGUCUCAUGGUCCAUCAGUUUCUACCCGCAAGCGAUUCUGAAUUUCCGAAGGAAAAGUGUGGUGGGGUUGAACUUUGAUUUUGUGCUCCUGAAUUUGACGAAGCACUCGUCGUAUCUCAUCUACAACGCUUCCCUCUACUUUAGCUCCACCGUGCAGAGGCAGUACCGCCAAAAAUUUGGCCUCAAUGAGAUGAUACCUGUGGCUGCCAAUGAUGUAGCUUUCUCCAUUCAUGCUGUUCUCUUGACUGCUUUCACCUUGUUCCAAGUUGUAAUUUAUGAUCGUGGAAAUCAGAAGGUUUCAAAAAUUUGUAUUGCAAUUGUUUCCGUGGCCUGGUUAUCAGCUGCCAUUUGUGUUUUCAUAGCUCUGCCCAGGCACUCUUGGUUAUGGCUGGUAAACUGCUUCAGCACAAUUCAAGUUGUUAUGACAAUCAUCAAAUAUAUUCCUCAGGCUAUUUUGAACUUUCGACGAAAAAGUACAGUUGGAUUUAGCAUCGGAAAUAUUUUGCUUGAUUUCCUUGGAGGAGUAACAAAUUAUUGUCAAAUGGCAGUGCAAUCCAUAGAUCAAAAUUCCUGGGUGAACUUCUACGGAAACAUAGGCAAGACCAUGAUAUCUUUGGUGUCUAUCUUCUUCGACAUUCUCUUUAUGGUCCAGCAUUACAUACUUUAUCCUUCCAAGAAGGCUACUUCUCCAAAACCCAAUGUGGUAUCUGUCGAGCAAACCGAAGGACAUUGA